Messenger RNA from Aegilops tauschii subsp. strangulata, 2358 nucleotides. RefSeq lists its product as uncharacterized. The record is from RefSeq and is a predicted model, not a curated record. Lineage: Eukaryota; Viridiplantae; Streptophyta; Magnoliopsida; Poales; Poaceae.
GUUUCCUUCUGUUUCUGCACUCCAGAUUCUGCCCUUUCACCGUUUCUUAAAUUUCUGGAGGCGGCUUUGACUGAUAUCGAGUUCUCCGGAGCGUCAAGCACAACGUUUAGUUCUGGGGGCGGAGAUGUGGCGUCCGCAACCCCGCCGGCCGUCGUCUCGUACACCCCCAUCCAGUCCAUCCACCGCGGUGGCACGGCGGCAUCCUGCGUGACAAUCAGUUCUGGGGGCGGGGGGGCGGCGACGAGAUGUCGGUCGUCGUGUCGAGUUGCGCCGUGCAGUCUUCACGUCAUGGCGGCCCGGCUCCAGCAAACACCACCACCCGCGUUGGCUGGAAGCGCAGGUACCUGCUGAAUCUCUGUCGCCUGCUGAGUCGGCCGGCGACUCCGGGAAAAUCUUCGAUGCUGUGUCUUGCAAGAUGGGCGCAGCUCGCCGUGCACAGUGUUCAGGAUUGGGUUUCGUUGACGCCGGGGGAGGGGAUGGCCCAAAGGUGUGAGUGCGUUGAUUUAAUUAAGUGCGUCAGGGUGUGGUUGGGGGGUUGGUUUCGCUCGACCACGUGUGCCCAUCUGUGUUCUGACAUGAGGUACAUCCAGACUUUUUACCGGCCGACCGCUGUACAUAACAGCCCGGGUGAUUUAUUACAUCUAAUGGAAUAUUACAUUAAAGUGGCGAUUACAUGUAGUUCUACUUCACCCACGUUGCACAGUCCUGCUAAAUGCACAACAUAUGAUUCAAGCGAGGGAUAUUGGGAUUCUAACGCGAGAUGCUUGUGCAUGUUUGAAUGAUGACGUGCAAACGACCAGGAGCAUGGUCCUUAAAUACAUCCAUGGCGAAAAGUGUUUACGUUAUAUAGUGCCUCAGUGCAACGGUAAUAUUUCGUCCUCUCGCCCUGCACACGGACAGUGCUCUGCAGCGUGUCUCAGUUUUUCUGUCAGCGCAUUGUUCUUCGAAUACGCGAAAUACUCCAAGUAGCACGUCUGGCCGCUACUAAUCGCAACGCUGUGCCAGCCGUCGAUGCGCUGCGUGCAGCUGCCGCUGCGUGCAGCGAUGCACUUCUCGAACUAGACCUUUCCUCAAUCCUGCUCUUACUGGUUCUUGCUCACUUCUGAACAUAUCCACAUUGCUUGCUUUUUACAGACGUCAUAUGAGUUCAAAAAUUGAGUCGGCUGACGAAGCAAAGGAAUUGCUGGCGGAUCUCCUUGAUGAAACUGUACGAUCUGGCUUUCAAACGUUAUCCUCUGUUCCGAGCCAUCCACUUGAAAAUGAAGGUGCUCAAUUCCUCCAACCCAUCCCAGGCACCUUCACAGAAGCUAAAACUUCUUGGCCAUCGACAAAUGCAGGCAUGAGUAAGCAUGAGGGCGAAGCAGGUUGUCACAGCAUCACUGCUCGCCAGGAUUCAGAUGGGAGAAAGAAUUCAAGGGAUGAACUUGCAACGGCUGAGCAAGACCGUGAUUCAAAACGGCAACGGUCAAAUGGGGCGCCUGGUGAAGCAACUCUGGUGAUGCCAGGGUAUUGUGCUGUGGAGAAUUUCAGCGCCAAGCCGAGUGGUGGAGAGGCGGCCGCUCCAUGAAGUACACAUUCUGCUGGAGCGUUUGGCUGACCCGUUUCGCUGAUCGUUUUCUCCUGGAACUUGUGACAAUGUUUCUUUAUGAUGCAACUCUGUUACCAAGUACUAGUGCUUGUGUUGGGACUAGUGUCGAUCACUUAUGCCACUAAAGUAUGUAAGCUGCUGAGUAAUGGGUGAUGCUAUGGUGUACUGUAAUGAUGAGGAUUUAUUGCUGCUGGAAUGGGAAGAUCUGUGUUGCGUCCCAGGUUCCUGUUGUUGCUAGUCCGCUCUUUAGAUUUUGGUUAGCUGCUUCUCUUGGAUUUCUUCUAGUAAUGGAAAUUGGGGGAUCUUUUAAUAAAAAUACAGAGUAGAAUGUAAGCUCCUGUUAUUCGGAAAUACUAAUGCCCACAUGUGUGGCAGUUUGCAACUCGCCCACACGCGUGCAUCAUUGUCCAGUGCAGUUUGCACGAAUCUUGACACAUUGAGGCAGAAUUUGCAUGCCACGUAGGACGGGGCUGGUGUAUGGGCGUUGGAGAGUUUGCCCACACGCCCCGCACCAUGCUGUUUGCCAGCUGCGUUGUGUGGGCAAACUUGUUUCUGCCCACACAGUCAUCACCUAGUCCAUUCGCGUGUGGGCGAACUGCUUUUUGCCCACACGACACUCCUACGUCGUGGAUGGCAACUGCAGUCAUGCGAAUGUGGCAACUAGGUAAACACACAUGGCAACUGUGAUUCUUUGCUAGACGACAACUGCAGUUGCGCGUUCGUGGCAACCAGAUAAACACACAUGGCAACUGUGAUUAACCAUACAUGGC